Molecule: messenger RNA, 2746 nt
Organism: Trichophyton rubrum CBS 118892
Lineage: Eukaryota; Fungi; Ascomycota; Eurotiomycetes; Onygenales; Arthrodermataceae
Exons: 1
Coding region: 543-2219 (558 amino acids)
Cellular component (GO): mitochondrion
Molecular function (GO): FAD binding; proline dehydrogenase activity
Source: RefSeq, a predicted model, not a curated record
GCUGGAGCUCGCUCGGCUCUGGCCAUCCGGCAGACGAAGCCCCGUCAUGUAGAAUGUACACGAAGGUGAGAUAUGACUUUAUCCUUCCAGCCCUUUCCGGGCCUAUCCUGCCUAUCAGCUUGUGUCCUGAGCGAGCCUUCGUGUGAUGUCUGCGUUAUGGAUGCUUGGAUGGCGGCUUGUUUUGACAGCUGUGGAAGCGAGCGAUGGCUGGCUGGCUGCGCGGACAGCGGUGAUGCUCUGCGUAACUAGCUAAGGAGAUGCCGUUCGUCGUUUGCAUUGCAUCUGGCCAUGGCAUGCUGUCACUAAGUAUAUAAUUCUAUAGCCCCCGUGUUUGCGGGCGUUGUUACUGCUACUUCCCGUAUACUUGACAUAACCAUCUUUGGACGAGCAGUGGCGGAUUUAGUUGUUUCUAUUUCUACUACCUUGUUGACCCUCUUUCUCAUCUUCACAAGCCACCCCUUCGACCAUCUAAUCUGUCUUCAUCGACAGCGAGCCUGAGUUUGCUAUCAUAUUCAUUUUUGAGAGAUAAUCUACACCGAAGGAUGGCCUCCGUCGGAGGGAUUCCAGCUGUCAACGUUCUAUGGAGUACAAAGCAACAUCCAUAUUUCAGCUCUCGCACUGCACGUCUCAUCAUCGGCAGCCAAUGCCGUCCUGCCCAACACAUCUUACACUGGGCUAGAUACCAUCAUGGCGACAAGUACAUAGGAGGCCAUAGGAACAAGCUGCCCUCGCCGCCUCCCUCGACCGCCCUGGCUACGCCUGGGAGACAGCGGACAGCGGCCUCUCUCUUCCAGCCACCAAGCCCGCCUCUAUCGAGCUUCUCCUCUUCUCAAUGUCAGACUGCAGUUUCCCCAUUGUCAAUACUCUCUAUAUCUUCAAUCACUCGCUCUCUGUUCACCACUGCAUUGUCCUCUUCCCCCAUUGCCUUGAAAUCCGCAAUGAAAGUCCUAUCCUUCAUAGCAGAUUCAAAAUCACCCCUAUUGAACCCUGAUCGCAAUUUUAUAUUGAACUAUCUCCUACGCAAAACCCUUUAUACCCAGUUCUGCGCCGGGGAGAAACCCCAUGAAGUCCAGCGCUGUAUUGACGAGAUAAAAAGAGUCGGAUUUUCAGGUGUCAUUCUGGGGUAUGCGAAAGAAGGUGUCCCUGAUAAGAAAGAAGCCGCUGCGGUUCUUGACCUGGAUAGCACGGAUGCUGACACCACGGAAAGUAACCAGAAGGUUGCAGAGUAUGAGGUCGACACCUGGCGAGAGGGGAACCUUCAUACCAUUGAUCUGGCCGGGGAAGGGGGGUUUGUCAACGUUAAAUUCACAGGAGCGGGAAGUGAAGCAAUACAACAUCUGGUACGUGGCGCCCCUCCGCCACCACACCUCUAUGAAGCAAUGCUUGAAAUCUGUGAAAGGGCAAUAUCCCAGAACGUUCGUCUGUUGAUCGACGCAGAACACCAAGCUGUUCAACCGGCUAUUGAUUCAUGGGCCCUCGAUUUACAGCGCAAGUAUAAUAACCGCAGCGAUAGUACUGCAGGCGAAAGGGCUGUGGUGUACAACACGUACCAGGCAUAUCUUCGGUCAACUCCUAAGACGUUGUCUCAACACAUGUCUAUUGCACAGGACGAAGGGUUUGUUCUAGGCGUCAAAUUGGUCCGGGGAGCAUAUCUGGGGGCCGAACCCAGACACUACAUCUGGGACCACAAGCAAGAAACAGAUACAGCAUACGACGGUUUAGCCGAUGCACUAAUCAGGAGAGAGUACAACGAGGUGCUCACUCCAUACGUCUCGACUGUCUCGCCAAAAUGCCCUACCUCACCUCCCGUAACAGAGCCAGAAUCCAUCCCAAAACCUACCUUUCCAGAAGUGGAUCUGCUGGUUGCUUCACAUAAUCGGUACUCGAUCAAGAAGGCGCAGGAUAUCAGGAACCAGCAAAGUUAUACAGGACAGCCCCAGAUUGGACUGAUGUACGGCCAGAUAUAUGGAAUGGCCGAUGAGCUUAGUUGUGAGCUCAUCCACCGAGGCAAGAUUUGCCAUGAGGGGGAAGUUGUUGACACUUCAAUGUUAGUGAAGCCAAUGGUUUACAAAGCAGUUGUCUGGGGGUCGGUCCGAGAAUGUAUGAGGUAUCUUGUCCGUCGAGGCCAGGAGAAUAUGGAUGCAGCUUCUAGGACACUGGAUACCAGACGAGCAAUGGCAAAGGAACUAAGGAGAAGGGUCUUUGGAACUUGGUUUUAGCAACCUGGGCUCAACGGGGGGCCCUUGUUAUCCACUGAUUGUUUAUUGAGCACUGUUUAUGCGACUAUCAUAGCAAAUUUUGGGCGUUCAUUCUUUGUAUGUUUUUCUUCAGUGCAAAUGUGAACUUGUAUGAACUUGUGAGCGAUUUGUAUUUCAUCAGAUAUGAUGUCCAGCCCUGUUUGCUGUUAUAGUAAUUGCUGUCCUAGCAUAUUCGGAGUCCCGGUCAGUUAAGCCGGAGUAUUCGAUUGUGAAUUUCGAGGGGUUUGUCUGGGGUGAAAGGCAUUGGACGUCGCUUUGGGUAUCGCAGGGGUGUUGGCCCAACUUGCUUGGAAAUCGUUUGAGCCUUGCAUCGUUUCAGGAUACGAUUAGCGGUGCAGCGGGGUCAUCUGAUACAAUUGAAAUUGCGUGCAUACAUCAGUACAUAGCGAGAAGCGCACAUUUUUUGCUGGUAUACGCAGUUAUUAUCGGCUUUAUCAGUGUGUAGGGCAGCACUUUCCAGCACAAGCAGUUAUAGAGGGUAAUGGUCA